AUGGACAGACCUGUGAGGUCAAGAUUGGCCUCCCUCAGUGACUUUCAGUUCGGGGCUGUGGCCACAGAGACGAUAGAAGACGCUCUGCUCCACCUGGCGCAGCAGAAUGAGCAAGCCGUGCAGGAGGCUGCCGGCCGGAUGGGCAGCUUCAGGGAGACCCGGAUCGUGGAGUUUGUUUUUCUCCUGUCUGAACAAUGGUGUCUGGAGAAAUCCGUGAGCUACCAGGCUGUAGAAAUCCUAGAAAGGUUUAUGGUUAAGCAGGCAGAGAAUAUGAACAGGCAAGCCACGAUCCAGCUGAGAGAGAAGAAGGAGGCUCAGAAUUGGAAAGCUCUGAAAGAGCAGCUUUUCAACAAGUUUAUCCUGCGUCUUGUGUCAUGUGUUCAACUGGCAAGCAAACUUUCCUUCCACUACAAAAUUAUCAGCAACGUUACAGUCCUGAAUUUCCUCCAGUAUCUAGGGUAUGUGCACACUAAAGAAGAACUGCUGGAGUCAGAGCUUGAUGUUUUGAAGUCCCUGAACUUCCAAAUCAAUCUGCCCACUCCCCUGGCAUAUGUGGAGAUGCUUCUGGAGGUUUUAGGAUACAAUGGCUGCUUGGUCCCGGCCACACAGCUGCACGCAACCUGCCUGACCCUGCUCGACCUUGUCUAUCUCCUGCACGAACCCAUAUACGAGAGCCUGCUGAGGGCUUCGAUUGAAAACUCCGUACCCAGUCAGCUGCAAGGGGAAAAGUUUGUUUCAGUGAAGGAAGACUUCAUGCUGUUGGCAGUAGGAAUCAUUGCAGCGAGUGCUUUCAUCCAAAACCACGAGUGUUGGAGCCAGGUUGUGGGGCAUUUGCAGAGCAUCACUGGCAUUGCCUUGGAAAGCAUUGCUGAGUUCUCUUAUGCAAUCCUGACUCACAGCGUGGGAGCCAACACUCCGGGGCGACAGCAGCCUGUUCCCCCCCACCUGGAGGCCAGAGCCCUGAGAGCCACCGCCUCCUCCAACACAUGA
Neomonachus schauinslandi (Hawaiian monk seal) is the source of this 990-nucleotide messenger RNA. It is a transcript of the gene CNTD1, whose product is annotated as cyclin N-terminal domain containing 1. NCBI's taxonomy places the organism in Eukaryota, Metazoa, Chordata, Mammalia, Carnivora, Phocidae. The record is from RefSeq and is a predicted model, not a curated record. Gene Ontology annotation, cellular component: site of double-strand break. Gene Ontology annotation, biological process: reciprocal meiotic recombination.